AUGCACAUUACAUCUGCCGCACUGGCAUCUGACAUCCAAUACACUCACAUGUAUCUUCCAAUGUUGAUUCUUUGGUAUAGAAAUUCAAAGGGGCAGAUUUACAAUGUUAUUGCCAAGCUCAUCUUUACUGGCCACCCAAAGUAUGGCCAGGCAUACCAGCACAAUCAGAAGAAGUUCCGCGAUGCAGUCUCUAAUCACAUCACAAAAUCAAAAUACAAGAAGCUCAAGGCCCAAUUCAGCGAGAUGGGUGCUGGUGUAAUGCCACUUGAUGGGAUGGCUUCAAACUCUGUUCUCAUGGAGCUCCUGUGGUACAUGGAGCUUGAUGCCAUCUGGCAUGCCAAUCCUUCAAUUGCUGCCAAAACUCAUUCAUCCAAGCCCAGUGUUGACCAUGCUGCCACUCUUUACUCACUUGUUAAACCACAUGGGGCUGGUCCCUUGAUUGGUGCACACAAUACUCCUCCUCCCACCACACAUCCACCUGUAGUCCCUCCAGCAGCACACCCAUAUGGUGAUCCCCCAAUUAAUCCACAACUAUGUCAAGCGGCUCCUGCUCCUGCUCCUCCUGCUCCCCCUCCAGUACACCUUCACAGCCUGAAUUCCCCUGAUGUUGAGAUCAAGGAUGAUUUUAUACCUCCCUCCCCAAACAACUUGGAGAGAAGCCCUUUCAACAUCCCCCUCAGAGAUGCUUUGAACCACUUUGACGAUGACGACAACAUGAUGUAUGACAGCACUGGCACUUUCAACAGCCCUCCCUAA
Suillus subaureus is the source of this 756-nucleotide messenger RNA. RefSeq lists its product as uncharacterized. The transcript has 5 exons. The coding region runs from base 1 to 756 and encodes 251 amino acids. The record is from RefSeq and is a predicted model, not a curated record. Lineage: Eukaryota; Fungi; Basidiomycota; Agaricomycetes; Boletales; Suillaceae.